This is a messenger RNA of Ylistrum balloti, 2349 nucleotides long. Its product is annotated as protein phosphatase 1 regulatory subunit 32-like. The record is from RefSeq and is a predicted model, not a curated record. NCBI's taxonomy places the organism in Eukaryota, Metazoa, Mollusca, Bivalvia, Pectinida, Pectinidae. Bases 67 to 1443 code for a protein of 458 amino acids. Gene Ontology annotation, molecular function: phosphatase binding. The transcript has 12 exons.
UUACAUCGUAAGCAUUGUAGUUUACAGACAAGAUUUGUGAAUACAGCAGGCGAGCCAGUCUUCAAAAUGGGGCCUCUGCCUACAGGUACCCGCACUCUGCACAUGAAGGAAAGUCAUGGCUCUGAUAUCAACAUGAUGAAAUUCUACAACACAACAAAUUCCACAUCAUACGGUAGAUACUGGGAAGCCUUCAAACCACGGCCAGGACGUCACACAGGCACAGGUUACCUCUCUAACUUCAGACCUGCAGUUUACUACAGUAAAAAGUUAGACGACGUAGACAAUCCAGUGCUUAGUGAUAUUUGUUCAAGAAAUUACCACAGUCUGACAGAAUUGCAUUUUCAACCAUACAAAGAAAACAGUGGCAAAGAAGCUCUUCCUGCAAAUGUUCAUCAAGUUGGAUCAGGCUUUGUACGACAGAAACCAGUCACAACACCUAUUGAGAAAGAGGUGAAUGGGGUGUUCAUAGAUACAAGGGCAGCUACUGCACCAACUAAUAUCCUGCCCAAGUCAGUACCACUUCUUCACAAACUCCGAUCUAAAGACCCUGUGGAACUGGAGAACUGUGGAUAUGGUCCAAAAUACAUGUUGUCAGAAACCAAACAAAGGUUUGUGGGUGACCAGCCUGACCGAAUGGAUGUGUCCACCAAGACCACUGGUCCAAAGGAAGAGUCUGGAUUCACACAUGCUUACAAUGUUGAGCCAAUUACCUUCAUCCCAGGCUCUUCUCACCAAAACGAUAAUCCUGGAUGGGAUACUGUGCGUCCUACAGGGAGCAGCAUAAUGAAGACACACUUCCUGCGAUCAGAAUACCCUCACGGAGAUGAGGUUCUGCCACGACUGGCUGUUGGGUCGGAGAGAGGAACAGGUUUUACACGUGAGAAGGCCAAGCCAUUGUAUGUACAGAGGGUCAUGGGAGAUGCAUAUGAUAAAGCAGGAAAUAUUCCAAAUCUGCGUUUGGAGAGGACUAAGAAGGCUGAUCCAACAGAGUAUCUCAAUAUGCAAAACCCAAACAACUACUCAAGCAUCACAAUGAAGACAUUCCAAGGUAAACAGAGACCAGACAACACCGAGGCUGACCGACUUGACAACACAAGUACUGGCAAACAGGAGCUGUCUGGCUAUAGUGAAAACAAUGAUAGAUUUGUGGCUACUGCUGAUGAGCCUCGCAGGUUUAUCACUCAUUAUCUCACCAGGUUUGGUCCAGACCCUAACCCACAGGGUAUAGAUCGUGCUGGACACACCAGGGGGGGAGUUCAACAGCAGAAACCAGAUGGAUUCACAAAAAGCACAGCUGUACAUGCCUAUGGUAAUGAUCUGGACACAACAGCCACACUAAGGAGACUGGAACCAUACGUCGCCAGGAGCAUCAAAGCCAGGGAUGUGUUUUAUGAUGAUCACCUCCAUGAUGCUAAAUCGUACCAGCUGCAGGCCUCGGCAUAAAAAGCACCAAACUUUUAAAAGUACUGAAGAAAAAAUGAAAUAUUCCAGACAUGGAAGGAAAAAGGAUUGGAUGUUGUUUAAAAUCUAUCAAUUAGCGAGGACAGUGCUAUUAAUUCUCAUUGUCUGAUUAGGAAAGAUGCAUGUUACUACAAUGAUUUAAUCAGACUUAUAACCUUGCUUCAUUGGUGGAACAUUCUCAAGUACAUGUUUAAAGGAUUCCUCAUAUUGCCUCACUAACUUUGUUUUCACCUGGGAACAUUUGAUACAUUGUGUGGGUAGAACAUGCACUUGAAGAGAAAUUUCAUUCCUUGUUUUUGCCAAAUUAUGAAAAAGGAAGGUAUCCAAGUUGUAAAGUGAAAAUUUAAACUUGAGGCAAAUAAAAUACUUUGAUUAAUGUAAAGGAAAUACUUAAAGAUUUGUUAGACAAAUAUACACUAAUAAAUGUAUUGUGUGAAGCCCAUUCCUUCCAGGUCACAGACUGACUGUCGGGGUAUAGUUCUACAAUCCUAAGUACAGAUGUAUGUCCGACACCAGUAUUACCUGUUUUCUCUAUCUCCCUAUAUAACGUUUUCUUUUGUUCAGAAUUUGGUUGUGAUCUGUUUUUCAUUGACUGAAAGUUUUGUUUACAUUCCCUGUGGACUUACGAUUAAUUUGUUAACUUAUUUUUUCUACCUGUUUUACAUGGAAGGGAGCUUUCUCCCAUUGUUACAAGUCUGCCAGUCUCUGCCUGUUUAACAACAUGUGGAGGGUAUUGUUAUAGUCUAUAAUCUUUGUCUCAUCAUUGUUUAUUUUUAAUGUUCAUUUCUUUAACAAGUUUAUAUAACAUGCUUUAACACUAAUCAUGUGUAUAGAUUUAUCUAUGAAAUGUUGUUUAUGGAAACUAUUCACAGAUAUCUAUGUUUAAAU